Stegastes partitus (bicolor damselfish) is the source of this 1920-nucleotide messenger RNA. RefSeq names its product leukocyte elastase inhibitor-like. The transcript has 10 exons. Gene Ontology annotation, biological process: negative regulation of endopeptidase activity. Lineage: Eukaryota; Metazoa; Chordata; Actinopteri; Pomacentridae. The coding region runs from base 83 to 1537 and encodes 484 amino acids. The record is from RefSeq and is a predicted model, not a curated record. Gene Ontology annotation, molecular function: serine-type endopeptidase inhibitor activity.
ACAACGAGUGACGAAUAGAGUUUCAUUAAACUGACGCGAGCUGGAACACUUGUUGACUUGAAGAAGAGAGUCUAUCAACACAAUGGCAUCCGAAGGCAAGCCCGUGUCCGAGGCCAUCACCAAGUUCUGUCUGGCUCUGCUCAGCAAGCUGAGCAAGGAUGACAGCACCGCAAAUCUCUUCAUCUCACCUUUCAGCAUCUCUUCGGCCCUGUCUAUGGUGAUGCUGGGGGCCGCGGGCAACACGGCCACACAGAUGUCAAAGGUCCUUUGCUUCACUGAAUCAGACAACGCAGGAGCACAACGUACACGGAUGCUGCCGAUGCAGCAGGUGCACGCAGACAGGCAGGCGAGGAUGCAGAAGCAGUCACAGAUGCAAGCGCCUGUAGGCACCAAACUGCCAGGCUACCUGGUCAAGAUCCUGAAAGAAAAGAAUGGUGAUGCUGGCAAGACUGAUGAUGCUGGCAAGACUGAUGUUGCGGCCAAAACUGACAAGGUGGACAAAGCUGAUGAUGAUACCAAAAAGACAGAUGACGUCAGUGGCGGUGACCCCCAGCUCCAGAGUGAGCCCAGCAAGCCUGUCAAUGUCCCCGCUGGCUUUGCCGAAGUCCUGAGUGAACUCAACCAGAUUGAUGCUUCUUAUGCCCUCGAUAUUGCCAACAAACUAUACGGGGAGAAGUCUUACCAGUUUAUUGAGGCUUUUUUAGCAGAAAUCCAAAAGGAAUACAAAGCUGAGCUCGAGUCAGUGGACUAUCAAAACAAUGCAGAGGAGGCCAGGAUCAGCAUCAAUAACUGGGUGGAGAAGCAGACACAAGGUAAAAUCAAGGACUUGUUGGCCAAAGACGCAGUAAACGGCCUGACCAAACUGGUACUGGUCAAUGCCAUCUACUUUAAGGGCCAAUGGAACCAGAAGUUCAACGAGGAGGAGACUAUUGAUUCAGUCUUUAAAACAAGCAAGAACGAUACUAAGGAAGUGAAGAUGAUGCGGCUGACCAGUACGUUUCCUAUCGCUGUUGUUCCAGAGUUCGGUUGUCGGGUGCUUGAGAUGCCUUAUAAAGGAAAGGCCCUCAGCAUGCUCAUCCUACUGCCCGAUCAGAUAGAGGAUGACUCAACAGGCUUGGAGAAGCUGGAGAAGGAGCUGACCUAUGAGAAGUUUAUGAAGUGGACGGGUCCGGGCAUGAUGAAUGAAACUCUGAUCGAGGUGGGCCUGCCUCGAUUCAAGUUGGAGGAGAUGUUUGACAUGAAAGACAUCCUGGUCAGCAUGGGCAUGGUGGACGCUUUUGACCCUGUGAAGAGUGACUUCUCGAAAAUGUCUCCAAAACGCGACCUGGUACUGUCUAAAGCUGUCCACAAAGCCUACGUGGACGUGAACGAGGUGGGAACUGAGGCUGCCGGCGCCACUGUUGCUAUCGUGGCCGAGCGCGCUCUUGCUGAAUCGUUCAAGGCAGACCACCCCUACCUCUUCUUCAUCCGACAUAACCCCAGCGGUACUAUUCUCUUUGCUGGUAAAUUCUGCUCCCCUGAAAGCACUACUGCAUAAAUGUCAACGUAUCACGAGACAGCCUGCUCCCCAAAAACAUGCCUGUGUCCCGCUUGCAUAUUGUAUGUAUAUUAUUAUUAUAUAUUCUGUGUCUUUAUCAGCUCACAAUCUCUGGUCUGACUAAAGUUCAGGUGCUGCAUUUUAUAAUAAUGGAUGACGUACAAUAAAAACCCUUAUACUCUUUGCUAAUGAGAGUCAUUGCUAUAAAAAUACAGCUGUUUGUACUGAAGCCCUUCAGCUUUUCCCAGUUGCGCCCUUGUUCCUGUCUCGUUUUGUUUUUGUACCUGCACUGAGGUAUCUGAAGAAGAUUUUGUCUGCCACUGAAUCCAAACGAUUGCUAUGUCCAUAAAAAUGCAAUAAAGGAGUGUUGGCUGAAAACGCAA